GCUAUAUAAACCAGCUUUUCGCAUUCGAUCAAUGCACAGAAGUAUUACUAUUGCAUUAUUAAAAAGUUACAUAUUUGUUUCUUUGAAAUUAAUAAACAACAAGAUAUAAAAAAUAAAUAAUAGAUAAAUGUUAUGCAACAUAAUGACGACUUCACGUUCUGGGAGAGGAGUAAUGCGAACCGUUGAGGAGGUGCAGCAAGAAUUCGCAAACAACAGUUGCUUUAAUGAUAAAAUGAUUUGGGACUUGUUAUCUGAAUCACAGCAUACAAUGAUGACAGAUAAAAUACAGCAGCUCAUUCCUGACCAAAAAAGAGGAAAUGCCAGAUUAGCAGAGAUGCGCAAAAAUAUAUUUGACAGCGUUUGGGCUCAAAGAAAAUACACUAACGGGAAUUCCGUGAGCGCAAUUAUUUAUGUGUUAGUUGCUAAUUGUGAGGAUGAAAACUUGGCUUUAAACGCUAGAGUGUUUUCUUGUCAUCCUGUCUUUAGGACUCGAAAAUGUAUAAGUGAUGAUGAUAGUUCAAAUUGUUGUAUGAUAUUUAUUGAUGAACUAGGACGAGUGUAUCAAAAUUGGAAAACCUAUUUAUUAAAGAAUGAAUUGCCGAGCGGAUUUUUGGUUGCGCCACGAAAUGGUAUUUACACAAACGAUUAUAUGGAACGUGCACAGUUGGAGGUACAUAUCACUCCAAAUGGUAGUAUUACUAGACGAGCACUAGGCUACGCAGACACUGCCACGGCUAUAGCUGGAUUUAGUGCUGCAGCAAUUCCGUUAGCUGGUAUGGCGCUUACGAUCACCCCGGCGAUUAUAUUUGGAUCCGGUGUUGUUUGUGCCACCACUGCUGCAUAUUCAGCCAUUCGAUCAGCAUGUAAUUUAGUAGAUCGGAAAAAACAUGAACAAUCGAUUGGACUGAAUAAUUCACAAGCUCGAAAUGCUUGGCUAAGUGUUGGUGCUAGUGUUGUUGGUAUAGGUGCAACUACUGCUUCUAAAAGCAUAAUAACCGCUGCUGCUGCCGGCGAAGAGAUAUCAAUGGUCACCGAGUUAGUGGCGAAUGGUAUGAACAUUUCUUCAAUUGUAUUAUCUGGAACUGGGGUAGCAAAUGGAAUCUUGGAUGUAAUACUUAAAUAUCAUGAUGAUGAGGAGAUUUCCCAAAUGGAUCUAGUACAACUAGCAGCAUCUUUGAUCAUUUUCACUCAUUCCGUUACAAAUUUCCAAAUGGUUUCUACUCAAGUUAAUGACCGCCGACAAAUUACAAUUCAGGAGUACCGAAAGGCUUUAAGUAGACGUCAAAGGAAAAUGUUUGAUAAAAUGUCAAAAGAAACAAUUCGUAUUCGUGGUGCAAAUCAUGGAAAAUUAGAUCUUAUACGCAUCGCUAGUGAUAUGCCUUCCAAGCAAUACCUACGUGAUCAAUAUAAAAUAACCCGAAACAGUUCCAAAUUACUGGUAGGAAGUCUCGCCACAAUUGGAUUGGGAAUCAUUAUUUUACCCAACAAUGUCGCAAUUUCUUUGUCCAACUAUGGAAAGAGGAUUUAUGAGUUUGUCUUCAAUAAGGACCAAUUUGAAGAUAUAAUAACAAUGAUGGCAGACACUUUUGGAGAGCAAGCAUUUGAUUUCUUAAUGAAAUUAGCACAAGAAUUUGUUGAAGAAAAAUUGGAUCCGUUAAGGGGCAUUUUAAAAAUGUUUAUAACGGCCGAAUCCAUACUAUAUCGUAUUUUUGUGUACUGCCUAGAAAAAUGCAUCGAACAUACAUAUGAAUUUCUACUUAGUAAAAAAUAUGUAAUUAUAAAUGCUAUUUGCGGAUUCUUCAUUUCUCUUAAUCCUGCUAGAUAUAUUAAUUUACAACGUUGUAAUGUUUGUGAAGGAUCUUAUUCGAUUUGUCAACUUUAACGUAAUAUUUAUUUAUCAAACACGACUUAUUUGGCGCAGCCGAAGUUAUAAUAAUGUACUGCCGUGAUAUUUUUGAACGUGAAAUAGCUUUGUGCAUUAAAUAUUUAUUACAACAAAUUAUAUUUCAUUCCGAAAAAAGAAGCGGUUAAUAGUUUCAACUAAUGUAACUUCCACAAAGGGCACAAAGCUCGAGUCCACAUUGUAUACUAUUAAUAAAUAAGUUCUAAAAAAAACUACAGUCAAAAUA
This is a messenger RNA of Zeugodacus cucurbitae (melon fly), 2129 nucleotides long. RefSeq lists its product as uncharacterized. Lineage: Eukaryota; Metazoa; Arthropoda; Insecta; Diptera; Tephritidae. The record is from RefSeq and is a predicted model, not a curated record. The transcript is spliced from 7 exons. The coding region runs from base 128 to 1882 and encodes 584 amino acids.